This is a messenger RNA of Rotaria sordida, 699 nucleotides long. The record is from the annotation of a GenBank genome assembly. NCBI's taxonomy places the organism in Eukaryota, Metazoa, Rotifera, Eurotatoria, Philodinida, Philodinidae.
AUGAUACCACCCGUUAAAGCAUUACUUGAACAAUGCAUAUUAUUAGCUCAACAACAGUCAUUCAGAGCAAUCGUUGUUACAUGUGAUCAUCCACAUAAACGAAUUCAAUCAAUUCAUAGAUCAGUGUUCAUUCAAGCGACUGAACGUAAACAAGAUAAGACAUUGACAGAAAUAUUGUACACACCUAAUACCAAUAUUGCAAGAUUGAAAGUUGAUGAGAGAUUAGAUGAUCAUAUACCAAGUGAAAAGUUAACAUGGAAGGAAUUUCAAUGGUUAAGAACGUUAACAAAAUUGCCCAUAAUUUGUAAAGGUAUUUUAUCUGUAGACGAUGCAAAAUUAACUUUAGAAUAUGGUGCCGAUGGAAUUGUGGUCAGUAAUCAUGGUGGCCGUCAGGUGGAUAGUGGACUAUCAGCUAUUGAAUGUUUGAAAGAUAUUGUAGAAUUUGUUAAUGGUCGUUGUGAAGUAUUUGUUGAUAGUGGCAUACGAACUGGAACAGAUGUUUUGAAAUGUUUAGCUUUGGAUGCUAAAGGUGUUCUUAUUGGCCGUCCUAUUUUGUAUGGUUUGGCAUGCGGAGGCUAUAAUGGUGUGGAAGCCGUACUUAAUUUUUUAAAACAGGAAUUGAUAUAUGAUAUGGCUAGUUGUGGUCUCAAAAGAAUUGAACAAAUCAAUGAACGAAUACUAUACAAAUAUCGUCAAUGA